Messenger RNA from Anarrhichthys ocellatus (wolf-eel), 4010 nucleotides. RefSeq names its product polycomb group ring finger 3 (gene pcgf3). Bases 235 to 984 code for a protein of 249 amino acids. NCBI's taxonomy places the organism in Eukaryota, Metazoa, Chordata, Actinopteri, Perciformes, Anarhichadidae. The transcript has 10 exons. The record is from RefSeq and is a predicted model, not a curated record.
UGCGCAUCAUUGCUCCAGGAUUGUGCUGUUUCGGCCUGUUCCGCGGCCGCUCGGUCAUUUUCGCCUCUUUGUUGUACUGCUAGUGGAUUUAACUCGGAUUCAACCCCAAUAUCCAGCGGACCGUGCUGCUCCCAACCAGGCUCCAAUGAGAGGCUCUCCAUGAUGAGGAGCUAACACUGUCGGCCGCACAACCGCAGGAAGAGACGUGGCCGCUGCACCAUCCACAGUCGACGCAUGGCGGUAUUAGGGAACCCCGACAUGCUGACGAGGAAGAUACAGCUGUGUCACAUCAACGCCCACAUCACAUGUCGUCUGUGUGAUGGCUACCUGAUCGACGCCACCACCGUCACAGAGUGCUUACACACCUUCUGCAGAAGCUGUCUAGUGAAGUAUCUGGAAGAAAACAACACGUGUCCCACGUGUAGGAUCGUUAUUCAUCAGAGCCAUCCACUGCAGUACAUCGGCCAUGACAGAACAAUGCAAGACAUUGUCUACAAGUUGGUACCGGGACUUCAAGAGGCGGAGAUGAAGAAGCAGCGGGAGUUCUAUCAGAAGUUGGGGAUGGAGGUGCCUGGAGACAUUAAAGGAGAUCAUUGCAACAUGAAGACUCAUCUAGAUCAACGUAAUGGCGACGCAAAAUCGGAGGUGACGGCCAAUAAGGAGGCAGGAGAGGAGAAACCAGAGGAGGAAAACGACUAUCAUCGUAGCGACGAGCAGGUCAGCAUCUGCUUGGAGUGCAACAGCAGCAAGCUCCGAGGCCUGAAGCGCAAGUGGAUCCGGUGUUCAGCACAAGCCACGGUCCUCCACCUCAAGAAGUUCAUCGCCAAAAAGCUUAACCUGACAUCAUUUAAUGAGCUGGACAUUUUAUGCAACGAGGAAAUCUUGGGAAAGGACCACACGUUGAAAUUUGUUGUUGUGACAAGAUGGAGAUUUAAGAAAUCCCCCCUCCUGCUCCAUUACAGACCUAAGAUGGAUCUGCUGUAGCUAAAACGGACACAACGGUUGUUGUUUUUUUGUUGUUGUUUUUUUUUUUUUGGGCCCAGUGGCCGCGGACUGAUGCCGAAAACCUUUUUAUUUAUGCAAAGACGAUCAACCAACACCAAGCAAACGCCCGACGGUAAAAGUCAACACGAGCCAGCAGCAUCGGGAUCUAAAAAGAGGGAUGGGUGGGGGACAACUACCAGAGAAACUGGCAACCUCCAGCACAGAUACCGCAACACUGGUCUGUUUUUUUAGGGACUAAAACAACCUCUUUUUUUUUUUUUUUGUCCGCUACAUCCUAGAUAUGUGAACAAAACGAAAAUGAAAAAAACAAAAAGAAGACUAAUGGAGAGAAAGCAUAUAUUUAUACUUUUGUACAGAAGAGACACAUGGAAGCAAGACACUACUGGUGCUCUGUUUACACCCAAACAAGAUGUCGGGAAUCACGUGACCGUCUUUUUUUUUUUUUUGAGCUUCGUGCAGAUUUCAUCCUCCUGAGACAGUGACUGCGAGCGGAGGACGAACCUUUUUCUUUUAUAUAUACUUUUGUUUUCCCUUUUUCUCCAACAAUACACUCGACGCGUCUCGGGAGCACAGAACAUAUACGGAAAAGUUAUAUAACAGGCAUCACUUUUAAGCUGUUUAUCAAGUUUUUUCUUUUUUUAAUUUGUCAUUUUGUUGGCUUUGUCUGAUUUGCUAUUGGGUUCUUUGAUGAUUGUCAAUUGUGAAUAGGCUGAAAAUUUUGUGUAGUAAUUUAUGUUCUAUAUACCAAUAUUGUACAUAAAAUGUCAUUACAGACAGAGAGAGAGAGAGACUGAAGAGAGUAAGAGAGACUUUAGACUGUUAAAAAGAGAGAAGAGUGGAUCCCAGAAGUACUAUCUAUAUGUUGGGCCAUAAAUUAGGAUUUUUAAAGACAGACUCGCUAUCGGUAUCAAAGUAUAUAGAAGCAUCUUUAUGUUGUCUGAGAAAGACACAAAACAAAUAUAUCAGAUCCUGUCUGUGGGGUCUGAGUAUCUCACUUUGCUCUCACAGCAUCACAAGACUUUAAACCCCCCCCCCCAUGCUCAUCAUCUCACCUGUUUUUUUGGGACACCGUUAUCAACCAACUCUGUCGCAACACAAAACGCUCAUGUUCAAAAAAUGCCUGCAACACCUACAAAUGCAAUAUUUGGGCAGAGAGCUCGUUCAUUUUGGUAGAUCUUCACACCGUGAAGUGCUUAUUAAUAUCCAUCCUCAAACACUGACGCACCCGCAUGUUUACGGCCCCUUCACACCGAGCAUCUCACUCCGCUACGUUCUCACUUCUCAAAAGCUGCAAUAGAAAUGAUUCCUUUGUUUUUUUGUAAGUUGUGAAACACAACAACGGUCUCAAAAGACAACGUGGAGAUGCAACAGAGUACAACAUCUACGCCUGUUUGCCCCAAAAUUUAACCUCUGGUGUAAAGUGUGAACACGUCCUCGCCCACUGGAAGUGAAUCUGCAUGUUUAAGUUGAGAGCAGAGUCUGAUACAGACACCAGUUCAUGUCGAUGACGUCUCAUCGUUGUGUUUUUGGGUAUUUUUCAGUUCCUUCUCACUGCCGGUCGGAGUCGCAGACGUGCAAAGUGUUUAAGAGAACUUCUGAAAGUCAAGUUGAUAUCUUUUUUUUGGCACAAAAUCUGUACAAAACUUGGAUUGUUUUUUUAAAUUUUAUUUUGCAGGACAGCCAGUGUUCAAUAUUAUUGACUUCACAAGACACAAAUUUCUGAGUAUUUUUGAGAACUCGCAAAUUCAGGUUUUCGCACAGGGAGUGUUUUUUUGAGCAUUUUGAUAAUGACAUUCUGAAUUAAAUGACUACUGUUCUGGUCAUUUGGUGCUUCUAAAUGUAUGUUUCUAAAAUGUUCUGUCAAACGACGACAUGUCUUUACUCGCAACAUUCAAAGCAGACUUGCUGAACUGUCUUUAACGUCGACCACAACUGGAUCCGUGAACGCCGCGUCAGACCUCAAGUAUUACCUCACUGACUGUCACUCACCCUCUGCAUUGUAUCUGCCACUACAAGCCGUCUCAUGUGUGUUCACAUGCAGGGUUCCUGUGCAUCACGAGGCCCCCAAAUGUCUGGCAAAACAUAUUCAUUUGACAACUUUCUUUGAAUUUGGACAACAAAUCUGAACUGUAUGACACACAGACUUCUAUGAAAACCUUCUUUUCAUUCACAGAAUUGUGAUAUUUGCAGUUUUAUGUGGUGAGCUUCUGGCAAAGUCGUUUGAAUUUGAGAUCUGGAGAAAUUUGGGGCGUGUAGAUGUAUAGGAGCCCUGCCUCAUCAGGACCUACGUUUGUGUUAAACGGAGGUUUUAUAGCCGACAGGUCUGUACCGAACCAGCUCAACCAAAACUCCUCCUGCUGUCUCUCAGUUCUCUUCUCACGGUGACCGUUGUGUUUCACCCUUCACCCAGCGAGCUCUGUAAAGUGUUCAUUGUUUUUGGUUGUCAUUUUUUUGGUCCCUAAAAUCGUGGAAAGUGUGGGUUUAAGAUGACGGUACACCUGCUUGCAGGGUUAGAGGAAAAAAUGAUUUGAAAACUAUACGUUUCAGCAGAAACAUUCUGCAUUUUUAAUCGCGUUGGAGUUUUGUGAUUUCUCCUCGUUUUUCUCUGCUCAUUUAUUUCUGAAAACAUUUUGUGAUUGCAGCAGCUAACAACGUCUCGAUGAGUAGAAACGGACAGAGAACUAAAAUCUGAAAUUCAUGUUUUUUACCCAGGUAAAUGGAGCUUUUUCUGGGGAUCCAUGAGUAGGAAUGGAGGAUAAUAGUCACUCAGGGAGGAGAUGUCACUAAACCCUAAACACUGUCCCUUUAAAAAUGAUUAAAAACCAAAAACAAUGAGCCUCAUCAGCUUGUCAGUUCAUGGAAGAGUAUUGUGUUGGAACUUGUUGAAAAUAAUAAUAAUGUCAAAUUGUGCGCGAUGUCUUUGUGCAGACUUUGUCAUUUGAAGGCUGAGACGCAGGUUAUCUCACAGAAAUAAGACCAACGUUAAGUAAAGUUAAACACACUCA